Messenger RNA from Yarrowia lipolytica CLIB122, 1425 nucleotides. RefSeq lists its product as uncharacterized. Gene Ontology annotation, molecular function: nucleic acid binding; RNA-DNA hybrid ribonuclease activity. Gene Ontology annotation, biological process: DNA replication, removal of RNA primer. NCBI's taxonomy places the organism in Eukaryota, Fungi, Ascomycota, Dipodascomycetes, Dipodascales. The record is from RefSeq and is a predicted model, not a curated record.
AUGCCUAAAAAGUUCUACGCGGUCAGAGCUGGGCACAAACCAGGUAUUUACGACUAUGCGGACGCUCAAAAACAAGUCCGAGGGUACAGUCGUUCUGACUGGAAGGGAUUCAAUGUGCUUCAGGAUGCUACCGACUACCUCCAUGCGACCAAAUCAGAAUCCGAAACACAAUCCAAGCAUCAGAAGCAACUAAAGACUCAACCCAAGGUGAAAGAACAGACCAAGGUGAAGGAACAGACCAAGGUGAAGGAACAGACCAAGGUACAGACCAAAGCUCAAAACCAAUCCAAGAGUCGGCCAGAGGCCAAGUCCCAGCCAGAGGCCAAGACUAAGACACAGUCCAAGACUCGAGAUCAGUCUCAAACUCAGUCAAAGCUCAAGUUUCAGGAUCAGCCCAAAACUCGAGAUCAGUCCAAAAGUAAAGAUCGGUCCAAGACUGCGGUCCAAUCUCAAGUCAAUCAUAAGACGCAAUCUGGUGUCCAGCCUGAAACUAAAACCGGAGCAAAAGCCAAGACCAAGGCAAAAGGAAAACCCGAGGCUGAAACCGACAUUGAGACAGCGACUAACGAGCUGCUUUCGGCUCAGGCUGAUGUCAAAUCUCUGACCAAGGCCCUCCUUGAAGCACAGGAUAGGGUCAAGUCUCACAAGCAAGCUCUACAACUGGCUCGAGACAAUAUUAAAGGAGGGGACAGCGCCGAACCUAAGCAAUCGUUCUACAUAGUGGAUUGUUUCAUUUUCGACACCCGAGAGGCAGCCGUGAUGUACUACGGUGGGUCCAAGGGUGUGGUGAAAGCUGCGUCUUGGGAUGAAGCUACCGAGAAAGUGCGAAAAGCCGGUUAUGAUCAAAACCACAAGGCGUUUAGCGAGGACAUUUCCUACGUGAACAAACAAGGGAACACAGUCUACCAGGUGUUUGUCGAUGGAGCGUGUUCCAACAAUGGUGGUCCAGAUGCAAAGGCUGGGUAUGGUCUGUAUUUCGGAGAAAACAACCCAUGGAAUGUUGCUGCCUCGGUUAUGGGAACGGUUCAUACUAGCCAACGGGCUGAGCUGCAGGCCAUAAUGAAGGCAUAUCAAGUGAUUGAGAAAAAAGACAAUGGUCACUCUUACGAGAUCAUGUCUGACUCCUCGUAUGCCAUCAAUUGUCUCACCAAGUGGCGACAUGACUGGAAGAAGCACGGAUGGAAAACCAGUGAGGGCAAGCCUGUGGAGAACGUGGAUUUGAUCCAGGAUUGUAUAAAAAUCAUGGACAGGCUUGUCAAGCGUGGAAUUGCGCUGAAGAAGGUCCAGGCUCAUGGUGAUAGUAAGGGAAACAAGCGGGCUGAUGUUCUUGCACGACAAGGAGUCCAGGUCGCACGUGGACACGUUGGUGGAAACGAUGCAAGCAAGAGUUGGUCUGUGCUGGGACUUUCUCCAGUCUCGAAAUGA